GCCACUAUUCUUCCUUUUGUCCUCCCGCUCUCUCUAUUUACUUGUCAUAUAAGGCGAUAUACCCUUCCACCACUCUCUCACAUUGCUCUCAGAUUCAUAUUCAUAUUCAAUCUGAUUUCGCUCAAUUUGCUUUUGCGAAAAUGGCGGUUGAGGCUGAGAAAUGGGUGCAUAUGGUGACGGCGCAGACCCCGACGAACAUAGCGGUGAUUAAGUACUGGGGAAAGAGGGACGAGACCCUAAUCCUUCCCGUUAAUGAUAGCAUCAGCGUCACGCUUGAUCCCGAUCACCUCUGCACCAUCACCACCGUCGCCGUCAGCCCCUCCUUUGACCGCGACCGCAUGUGGCUCAAUGGCAAGGAGAUUUCCCUUUCCAGCGGCAGGUUCCAAAGUUGUCUGAGGGAAAUUCGCAGUCGUGCUAGUGAUGUCGAGGAUAAGGAAAACGGUAUCAAAAUUGCAAAGAAGGAUUGGGAAAAACUGCACUUACAUAUUGCUUCUUACAACAAUUUCCCUACUGCUGCUGGGUUAGCCUCCUCAGCGGCUGGGCUUGCUUGUCUUGUUUUUUCCCUUGCGAAGUUAAUGAAUGUGAAAGAAGAUCAAAGCAAGCUCUCUGCUAUUGCAAGGCAAGGCUCGGGCAGUGCUUGUCGCAGCUUAUAUGGUGGGUUUGUCAAGUGGAUCAUGGGAAAAGAUGAGGAUGGAAGGGACAGCCUUGCAGUUCAACUUGCAGAUGAGAAACACUGGGAUGAUCUUGUUAUUAUUGUUGCUGUGGUAAGUUCAAGGCAGAAGGAAACGAGUAGCACAACUGGAAUGCGUGAAACUGUUGAAACAAGUUUGCUUUUAAAACAUAGAGCAAAGGAAAUAGUACCAAAACGCAUACUAAAAAUGGAAGAAGCCAUAAAAAAUCGUGACUUCACAUCUUUUGCACAAUUGACCUGUGCUGAUAGCAACCAGUUUCACGCUGUUUGCCUGGACACAUCUCCCCCAAUAUUCUACAUGAAUGAUACAUCCCAUAGGAUAAUCAGUAUUGUCGAAAAAUGGAAUCGAUCUGAAGGAACGCCUCAGGUGGCAUAUACUUUUGAUGCUGGCCCGAAUGCAGUGAUGAUUGCUCGUGAUAGAAAGGCUGCUACCCUUUUACUUCAGAGGCUGCUCUUCUACUUCCCUCCAAAUUCAGAUACAGAUCUGAACAAUUACAUUCUUGGUGAUAAGUCCAUUUUACAAGAUGCUGGGCUUGAGGGGAUAAAGGAUGUGGAAGGUUUGCCGCCACCUCCAGAAAUUAAGGAUGGCAUUCCAUCCCAGAAAAACAAGGGGGAUGUUAGUUAUUUUAUCUGCACGAGACCUGGGAGAGGUCCAGUUUUGCUUUCUAAUAAAAAUCAGGCUCUUCUCAACCCCGAAAACGGGCUUCCCAAGUAAGUUCGGAGUAUGCUAUUUUCCUAUGCUUAAUCCUUUCAUUGUCUCAAAGGGCUGGAGAGUAUCUUCAUCAAUCUGAUGUCUUUUAGAGGGUGACUGCGGUCACUUUAAAAUGACUGAAUAUGUCACUUGUAAUUUAUUUUUCUCGUUCUGGAUAAUUUUCUAAGGUUUAUGUUAGUCCUUUUGACAUGGUUACAAAUAAGUUGUGUAUUGCCUUCUGAGAUUUCAGCUGUAACUUAGGAGGCUUGUCACUGUUGGAUCAGUCCCCUCAGUAAUUGUUUGAAUAAAGAGUUAUAUCCUUUUUGCUUUC
Molecule: messenger RNA, 1713 nt
Organism: Juglans microcarpa x Juglans regia
Lineage: Eukaryota; Viridiplantae; Streptophyta; Magnoliopsida; Fagales; Juglandaceae
Product: diphosphomevalonate decarboxylase MVD2, peroxisomal
Exons: 11
Coding region: 141-1406 (421 amino acids)
Biological process (GO): isoprenoid biosynthetic process; isopentenyl diphosphate biosynthetic process, mevalonate pathway
Cellular component (GO): cytosol
Molecular function (GO): diphosphomevalonate decarboxylase activity; ATP binding
Source: RefSeq, a predicted model, not a curated record